AUGGCUCACAUUCUAGAGUGGACAAGUGAGAUAAACCAGGUAUCAUUUUUUGAAGUUUUGGCAAACUGGGAUGUCCCAACCGUUUAUGUAAUAAAUCUGGUGAAUCGAAAUAGCUGGGAAAACACUGUUCACAGAAGAAAAUCAAAACACUAUUUUACGUCGGAAGCACUGUUCACGCCGGAAAACACUGUAGUUCGCCGAAAAAUUCCAAAGUUGUCGGGAUUUGUCGGGGAUAGCACUGGUCGACUCGAAAUUGCUGUGCGAGUAAGCUUUCCUGAAGGAAGUUCGUCGGAAUCUGGCUGUAAGGGGUCUCACGCGCCCGGCGCGUGCACAGAUCUUGCUGGAAAAUUUGGAGUCUGCCCGGCGCGUGAGGGCGCGUGUUCACUUAGGCAACCGGAAAAUUACACGGUGACUGAGUUCUUUCUUUCCGGAUGUCGUUGGAAUGACGCACAACGAUCUUUUCUCACCGAAGCUCCGAUACAGAAAUGCUUCAGAGGUAGAAAGGUGGUGGAAGCUGAGCGUUCUAAAGUUCGUGAGAAUUUCUUAAAAACUUAUGGGGAUCGCUGCCACCGUGUUGACAGGCAAUGUUUCGGUCCAGAUUCAGAUUUUCUGUGUCAGCUACUUUUCUUUUUCAAUCCAACAUACACUACUGAUGUUUCUAUCCUCGUGGAGACAUGCCGAUCGCUACUGGAGCUUGUUCGAGAUAGCGGGGACGUUGUUAGCCUCUUUGCUGGUAUGGACUGUGCCUCCGAUCUUGGCUUGGUGAGAUACAGACUAAAGAAAUUUGUUCAUGCUUGUAUUCGGGCUGUUUAUGGAAACAGGAAUAAGUUGAGAGAUCAACAAUUUAUGGAAUCCGAGAAGUCCUGCACAUCAGCAAUCCUCUUGUUGGAUGCAGUAACGUUGCUGAUUGAUUUAAGGUUUCCCUGGGCUUGCAGCAGUGUCACCUAUCUUCUUCAAAGAAAUAUAUAUUCCUUAUUUAGGGAAAUCAUUCUGAUUGGCAAGGAAAGAAACUUUCCAGCUUCCAACAGGGUUGUAUCUUCAUUCGAGCGUGUGCUUGGACUGAUUAUACCUCAUGUUGGUCAAAGCACUUGUUCUUGUGCAAGUGUUGACCCACGGUGUUCCUUCCCUUCCCAGAUUCUUACAAUUCCAUUUUUAUGGCGGUUUUUCCCUCACCUAAAAGAGGUCUUUGCAAGUCCAUCAGUGAGUCGUCAUUAUUUUCAUCAGAUGGCAUUAUGCAUGAAAGAGCAUGUUAAUGUCCUCCCUCCUGAUAUAGAGAUUGAUCUUCCUGGCUAUGCUAUCCUUCUAGGGAAUCUACUCGAAGUUGCUAGGCUAGCUUUUGCCCUGCCAGAAUCAUUCACUAUGGCUGUUGAUUUUGCAACUGUUGCGACUUUUUUGUUGGAAGCACUCCCUUCUCUCCAAUCAUCAAAUAUGGGAAGUAAAGAAAAUUCUUCAGUGUCUGAGGAUGAUAUGGUCAUUGAUGAUGAACAAACAGAAAAAGUUCUGAAUUUGGGUUUGGAGCAACAGAUAAUCAAUGGUAUAGAUCCACGUUUUCUUCUACAGCUGACUACUGUUUUACUGGGAGGGUUUUCACCUCUCAAUGGUUUACAUAGUGGCCAGCUUGAUGAGAAACAUGUGGCAGCUGUUAGUGCAGUUUGUGCUUUCCUUCAUGUGACUUUCAACAUUUUGCCGCUUGAACGUAUUAUGACUGUACUAGCCUAUCGGACAGAGCUAGUUGCUGUCCUUUGGAACUUCAUGAAGCAAUGUCAUGAAAAUCAGAAAUGGUCAUCUCUGUCAGAGCAAUCAGCAUAUUUGCCAGCAGAUGCUCCUGGAUGGCUGCUACCAUUAGCUGUUUUCUGCCCGGUUUACAAGCACAUGCUUAUGAUUGUCGAUAAUGAGGAGUUCUAUGAACAGGAGAAGCCAUUAUCUCUGAAGGAUAUCAGAUGUUUGAUUGUUAUCCUUAGACAGGCCUUGUGGCAGCUCCUCUGGCUGAAUCCUAUGGCGCCUGUUAACUUUGGUAAAUCAACAACUGAUAUCUUUGCUAUGAAGAAGCAUCCAUUAGAGUUCCUUCAGCAUAGGGUUAGUGUUGUAGCAUCUGAACUCCUAUCACAGUUACAAGAUUGGAACAACAGACGGCAAUUUACACCUCCUAGCGAAUUUCAUGCAGAUGGUGUAAAUGAGUACUUCAUAUCUCAGGCAAUGACGGAGAACACUAGAGCCAACGAUAUACUAAAGCAAGCUCCAUUCCUGGUGCCAUUUACUAGCCGAGCCAAAAUAUUUACUUCACAGCUAGCUGCAGCAAGAGAGAGGAAUGGGAGCCAGGGUCUUUUUGCUAGGCAUAGAUUCAGAAUUAGAAGAGACCAUAUUCUGGAAGAUGCUUUUAACCAAUUGAAUGCAUUGUCGGAGGAGGAUCUCCGAGGACUGAUACGUGUAACCUUCGUUAACGAACUUGGAGUUGAGGAAGCUGGUAUAGAUGGUGGUGGGAUAUUCAAGGAUUUCAUGGAGAAUAUUACUCGAGCAGCUUUUGAUGUACAAUAUGGAUUAUUCAAGGAAACUGCAGAUCAUCUACUCUAUCCAAAUCCUGGAUCUGGGAUGUCUCAUGAUCAACACCUCCAGUAUUUUCAUUUUCUUGGGACAGUUCUUGCUAAGGCAAUGUUUGAAGGCAUUCUCGUUGAUAUUCCAUUUGCGACAUUCUUUUUGAGCAAGUUGAAGCAGAAGUAUAACUAUUUGAAUGACCUUCCUUCCUUGGAUCCAGAAUUAUAUCGUCAUCUCAUUUUCCUGAAGCAUUACGAAGGUGAUGUUUCAAAUCUAGAGUUGUACUUCGUCAUUGUCAACAAUGAGUAUGGGGAGCAAACUGAAGAGGAGCUGCUUCCUGGUGGGAAAAGCAUACGUGUAACUAGUGAGAAUGUCAUCACCUUUAUUCAUCUUGUCGCCAACCAUCGUUUAAACUUUCAGAUCCGUCAGCAAAGUUCUCAUUUUCUGAGGGGCUUCCAACAGCUAAUACAAAAGGAGUGGAUUGACAUGUUUAAUGAACAUGAACUUCAGCUUCUUAUUUCUGGAUCACUUGAUGGCAUUGACAUUGAUGACCUUCGAGCUCAUACCAAUUAUACAGGAGGUUACCAUAAGGAACAUUACAUUGUCGAUAUGUUCUGGGAGGUUGUGAAAAGCUUUUCUCUGGAAAAUCAGAGGAAAUUUUUGAAGUUUGUGACAGGGUGUUCACGAGGACCCUUGCUUGGAUUUAGAUAUUUGGAGCCUUUGUUCUGCAUACAAAGAGCGGGCGGGACUGCUUCAGAAGAAGCUCUUGAUCGAUUGCCGACAUCAGCUACUUGCAUGAAUCUUUUAAAGCUUCCACCAUAUAGAAGCAAGGAGCAGAUGGAGCAGAAAUUGUUAUAUGCCAUAAAUGCUGAUGCUGGUUUUGAUUUAAGCUGAUGGAUUGUGUGCAUAAUUUUGGAAUAUCCAACUAAUACCUUAAGCAGCUUUAGUUCUUCAUCGGCAGCAUAAAGGCGAAAAAUGAAUGGUACAAUUUGUUCAUCACUAUCGUAGUCUACUGGUAAAGAAACUGCUAAUCGUUGAAUAGUCAGAAGCACGUGUAAAUAAGAAUCCAUUACUCUGCCCCUUUGACUAGAUGUGCGCAUACAUAAACCCAGGUGCAUUGUAUAUCAUCCUUUGGGAAGUAAAAAUGGAAUGCGUGCUAUACAUACAUCUGAAGCUCAUUGAAUACAGAGGUUGUAAUUCAAAAUUAGUGUGAAACCUGGGGAAGAUUAUAUGUUAUGAUGUUAGUUUCGGAAGUUUUGUCAGGCAUUUGUAUUCAUUGUACAAGUUAAUGCAGCAACAUUUUUACGAGGUGUCCAACUCCAGCUAGUUGUUGUCCUUGAACAGAUCUUACUUGUAUAGUAAUAAAUAUAUUUCUUCCCUGAUUAUGCUAUAUGUACAACUUAUGUUAAGGAAAGGAAAAUAUGCUGCUCA
Messenger RNA from Nicotiana attenuata, 3963 nucleotides. RefSeq names its product E3 ubiquitin-protein ligase UPL6. The record is from RefSeq and is a predicted model, not a curated record. The transcript has 28 exons. Bases 1 to 3426 code for a protein of 1141 amino acids. Lineage: Eukaryota; Viridiplantae; Streptophyta; Magnoliopsida; Solanales; Solanaceae. Gene Ontology annotation, biological process: ubiquitin-dependent protein catabolic process; protein polyubiquitination. Gene Ontology annotation, molecular function: ubiquitin protein ligase activity.